Molecule: messenger RNA, 2952 nt
Organism: Drosophila innubila
Lineage: Eukaryota; Metazoa; Arthropoda; Insecta; Diptera; Drosophilidae
Gene: Keap1
Product: kelch-like ECH-associated protein 1B
Exons: 6
Coding region: 206-2482 (758 amino acids)
Molecular function (GO): protein binding
Source: RefSeq, a predicted model, not a curated record
CUCGCAGAAAUGAGUUCAGUUUGAUUCCGGAGUACACACGAUCGGUUGAUGUCCGUGGUACGUGAGCUUAGAGUCCGCUGAUCUUUCUAUCAUGUACGUUCAUAGUUAGAUGUGUUAUCAUUUCUAGUCCAUUGACUAUUAAUCCUAUGUACAUAGUACUAUUAUACCUAAUCAAAUUUAAAACCAAAUAAAACAAGACAUUGAGAUGAAUGAACACUGUGAUAGUGGUUGCUUCUCAACCGGGUGCGGACGUUUUGACACGACGCGAUCCAUAGAUGAACAUGAUGCUACAGAUGAUGACAUGACCUUCUGCAUGUCCAACUAUGCGAAAGAGGCACUUAAAAUGAUGUUCAUGAUGCGAUCGCAUGGCAUGCUCACAGACGUUGUUCUAGAGGUGAAAAAGGAGCUAUUUCAUGCGCACAAGGUCAUUCUGUCAGCUGCAUCGCCAUACUUUAAGGCCAUGUUCACGGGUGGCCUAAAGGAGUCGGAGAUGUCGCGCGUGCAGCUGCAGGGAGUAUGCCCCACGGCAAUGGCCCGAAUCCUUUACUUCAUGUACACUGGUCAAAUACGCGUGACGGAGGUAACUGUUUGUCAGCUUUUGCCUGCGGCAACCAUGUUCCAAGUACAGAAUGUUAUUGAUGCGUGCUGUGCCUUCCUAGAGCGUCAAUUGGAUCCAACGAAUGCUAUCGGCAUUGCCAAUUUCGCCGAACAGCAUAGCUGCGUUGAGCUGCAGAAGAAAGCCAACUACUUUAUUGAGCGCCACUUUACCCAAGUAUGUCAAGAGGAGGAAUUUUUGCAGCUGUCCGCCUAUCAACUGAUAGCUCUUAUCAGGCGGGACGAACUUAAUGUGCAGGAGGAGCGUGAAGUGUACAAUGCAGUUCUGAAAUGGGUAAAGUACGAUGAGGAUAAUAGACAUAGCAAGAUGGAGCAUAUUCUUGUCGCAGUUCGUUGUCAGUUUCUGACGCCCAACUUCCUUAAGGAGCAAAUGAAAAACUGUGACGUUCUGCGCAAAGUACCAGCGUGCCGUGAAUAUUUAGCAAAGAUCUUUAAGGACUUAACAUUGCAUAAGUGUCCAGGCGUCAAAGAGCGUACGCCAAAUACAACACGUAUGAUAUUCGUCGCUGGUGGCUUUUUCCGACACUCGUUGGACAUACUUGAGGCCUACAAUGUCGAUGACAAGACCUGGACAACCUUACCAAACCUGCGCAUUCCACGUUCCGGUCUGGGGGCUGCGUUCCUCAAGGGGAAAUUUUAUGCGGUGGGUGGACGUAACAACAACAUUGGAUCAUCCUACGAUUCCGACUGGGUGGAUCGUUACAGUGCCAUAAGUGAGACGUGGAGGCCCUGCUCACCGAUGUCUGUGCCACGCCAUCGAGUGGGCGUGGCCGUCAUGGACGAGCUAAUGUAUGCUGUGGGUGGAUCGGCAGGCAUGGAAUAUCACAAUACAGUGGAAUAUUAUGACCCAGACCAAGAUCGGUGGACACUUGUCCAGCCAAUGCAUUCCAAACGCUUAGGAGUUGGCGUUGUGGUUGUUAAUCGAUUGCUAUACGCCAUCGGUGGCUUUGACGGCAACGAGCGUCUUGCCAGCGUGGAAUGUUAUCAUCCGGAAAACAAUGAAUGGAGUUACUUACCUUCCCUAAAAACUGGCCGCAGCGGAGCAGGAGUUGCUGCAAUUGAUCAGUUUAUCUAUGUUGUGGGUGGAUUUGAUGGUACACGCCAACUAGCGACUGUGGAACGCUAUGAUACGGAGACUGAAACAUGGGACAUGGUUGCACCAAUUCAAAUAGCGAGAAGUGCAUUAUCCCUUACCCCACUCGAUGGCAAGUUGUACGCUAUUGGAGGUUUUGACGGCAACAACUUUCUAUCCAUCGUUGAAGUAUAUGAUCCGCGGACAAACACUUGGGAGCAAGGGACUCCUUUAAAUUCUGGCCGAUCCGGACAUGCUUCCGCAGUCAUAUACCAGCCGUCCUGUGAAAGCACAUUCAUGGAUUAUGAGGAAGGUGAAGCGCACAAGCCCGAUGGCAGCAAUGGUGAAAUGCACAGUGAAUUGUCUCGAGAUCCUUGUGGAAGCCUCAAUCAAAGCUUUUGUGGCAUUGCAUCCAAUAUGCAGUUUCAUGCGUCCUAUGGUUCAAAAGGGUGCAACAACUGUGAUUCUGAUAUUACAGCUAAAGUCGAGAGUCCUGCAGAAUUGCGGGAUAAAACUGUCAUGUGGGAAAGUAUAAAUCAAUCAAGCCGAUUUCGAAAGAUACAGAGUACUGACCACGAUCCAGGCGAACCAGAUCCGAACAGUUUCCUAACGCUACAGCCCUUGUUUUCCACAUCUAAAUUAAAAGAGCUACCAAACUCCAUAUCCAUAGGCAACAAAUUGUCUCCUAAUCAAAGCAAUUCAACACCUCGUUGCUUAUUGACCCCAGUUUGCACAGCCAUGCAAAACGUGAUACACAAAAGCAUAGAAUGGCGCCAUAAAAUGUGCACCUCAUGACAAUUAUUUAAACCACCAAGCGUAGUCGUAUAACCAAAAAUAUUAUCCAUUUCCUAAGUCCGUAAGUUAUCGAAUUCACUUGAACUCACACAUACUAUUCCAUAAAGACAACCAUUCCAGCCAAUAUAUGCAAUUUGUUGCAUUUCAUAAUUAUAACCUGCGAUUAGGCAACUUUAAACUUUACGCUUGGUAUUUUGUAAGGUGAUUGUAUAUAUACAGAUAAUAAUAUGUAUGUAAUAUAAUUUGUACGAUUUUCAUAAGCUUAACUUGUACUGGCGCACUUCAUGUGUGCCAUAUUCACAACGCAUAAGUGUUAGAUUUUUAAGGAUAAGUAGAAAGUAUAUAAAACAAUUGAUUUGAAUAAUGUACUUCAAUGUUUGUACGUACUAGAUUAGAUUACGUACAGUCAAAAUAUUGUAUUUAUAAAGUAUGCUCCUAAAUAAAAAAUAGUUUAUUAUUUAAAACUCGAA